Oikopleura dioica is the source of this 1617-nucleotide messenger RNA. NCBI's taxonomy places the organism in Eukaryota, Metazoa, Chordata, Appendicularia, Copelata, Oikopleuridae. The record is from the annotation of a GenBank genome assembly.
AUGGCAAUGGUCCAAGACUUGAGCGUCGUCGGCCAUGGGCGGCGAGCCGGGGCGCAAAAGGAGCGCGUUCUAGUCCUCACUCAAAAUGAAUUUAACAGGAUGGAAUCGAGUUUGACGCGUCGCGAGCGCGAGCAACAACAACGCGCUGCUCAGGCUGAAGCGAAGAGGGCCGCUUUCCAGCAAAGCAAAGAAAUCUCCUCGAAAUGGGAUAAUACUAUUGCCGGCCAGCGUAAAGCAAAACUGGCGGCAAAAAAGGCGCGGGAAGAGGAGGAAGAGCGAAUCAAGCAACUAAAAGACCUGGAAGAAGAAGAGUACAGGGCUGCAGAGCGAAGGCGAGUCAUCGAAGAUGCGAAAAAGAAGAUGUUUAACGCAACGGAUCGAGUCAAGGACUUUCACGCCGCAUUGACGUUCACAGAGGUCCUCAAAGAACGCGAAGUGCAGAUCGAGCACAAGAAGCGAUACGACGAGAUAAUGGCUUCGCGCGAUCGAAAUUGGCACUUGAAAGCCGAGCGGGAUCUUGAGGAGGCGGCUCAGCUCGAAGCUCAGCGCAACCUUGAAAGAUUGCAGAAUAAUCAAAUCUUUAAAAGGGGGCUGAUGGAGCAAGUGGCAGCGAAAAAACAAGUUAAUGAAUCCGAGGAACAACUUUGGAUCGAAGAAGGAAAAGAACUCGCGGAGCAAGCAGAAGCCCACAAGGAAAAGCUGCGGCUUGAACAGGAGCAACUCGCGCUCCGGAAAAAAGAAUUCGAAGAGGGGCUCAACUCCCAUUUGGAAACGAAGGCGCGGCUUGCUAAAGAAGACGAGGAUGAAGCUGUUCGGGAAGAGCAAAAAAGAAAUAUCUACGCUUCGACGAAAGACAAAAUCGCGAAGAUGCGAGCCCAACGACUUUUAGAGCUGCGAAAAGAAUCGCAACAAGCGCGUAACCGUAUGGCCGAGAAAUUAGCUGCCGAAUACAGAGAAGCAGAAGACGAUCUCGACGAAAGGAUAGAGGCUGCGCGUCUUGAAAAAGAAGCGAAGGCGGCUAAACGCGAAAUGGACGAAGCGAGCCAGCGAAGAGCGAGAAUCAAUUCUAUUAGCAAGCAUCGCCAGUUGCAGCUAGAGGUUGACAGGAUCGCGAAAGAAAUAGAAUCCAAAGAAUCAGCUGAGGAGCGCGUGCGCUUGCAAGCCUUGGACAGUGAAUUCCAAAAACAGGAGAAAGAAAAGUUCGCCAAUCGCCGAAAAGCGACGACGAAGCUCGCUACGAAUAACUUCGCCAAAUACGAAGCAGACAAGGCCGCUCGAGAAGCUUUUGCGAAAAAAGAAACCGAUUUUGAGAAGGUUGACGCGCAAAAGUACAAAAAGGAAGAAGCUGAAUUCCAGGAGUACGCCGAUAAGGUGAUUAUGGCGGCAGAAAAGGCGGAGCGAAACACAUUUCCUCUGAAAGUGGUCCGUGCACGAGGUCCAGGCGGCGGGCGUGGUCCGAUCGAUCCCAUCACCGGCAUGAGACCGUCUUAUUUGGCUGCGACGGCCGAUGCUAGGCAGCUGCCAACAUACAGGAAUCCCGAGACGCUUGAAAUUCGGAAGAACUUGGAGCCCGGCGUCGCCUCUGUUGGUAAGCAGCGCCUCGGCUUCACCUGGUAA